UGUGCAUUGAUUCUUGGGGGCUUUCGGUGUGUCUGUGGGACGGCCAGAGUGUUGGCACAUUCACUGGGCAUUAGUCGCCUGCCGGCAAUCGUGAGUUGCUGUUCAGCCUUGCUUCUUGGCUGUGUGUUAAUUCCAAAAAAUCCGCUCACUAAAAGCCAAUCCCGCCCAAACCGGAAGAAUAUUUGGAGUGAUUUAGUGUAGAUAUUCUCCUCACAUUCUUCAGUGUCUCUAUUUUUAGUUCUGUUACCCAGUAAGCAUGAGUGAGUCGGAGGAUUUGCUGCGGACGGAGGACACUGAGAUUGUGGCGGAAGCUGCUGAGGAAGCCAUGCCGAUCGUCAGCAAGGAGAAGACGCCCGAUGAAGCGGACUCGGCGGUGGCCAAGACCGGCGACAAGGGCAUCUUCUCCCUCAUCUUCACCGUGGCGAAGAGAGUGGCCGUCGUCAGCGUGAUCUACUUCGUCGGCUACAUGGGAUGGUCGGUGGCGUGGCUGAUAGCGCCUGUGAUCCUCUCCGUGGCGCGCACGGAGAUGCGCAAGAAGACCGAUCUGAGGCGAUCCAUUGCGAAGGCAUCGGCAAUUGCGACGGAGAGGGAAAUGAUCCUGGCGCGAAUUGACGAAUUGCCAGCCUGGGUCUACUUCCCCGACAUCGAGCGCUGCGAGUGGGUCAAUAGGAUUCUGAAGCAAGUGUGGCCGAAUGCGAAUCACUACGCCAAGAGUCUCAUCAAGAACACCAUCGAGCCGAAUGUGCAGAAGGCUCUGGCCAACUACAAGCUCAACAGCUUCAAGUUCGACCGCAUGAUCCUCGGCACAAUUCCGCCGCGCAUUGGCGGUGUGAAAGUGUAUGACAAGAACAUCUCGCGCAAUGAGAUCAUCAUGGAUUUGGAUCUCUUCUAUGCCAGCGACUGUGAUAUCAACUUCAAUCUGGGCGGCAUGAAGGGUGGCAUCAAGGACUUCCAGAUACACGGCAUGGUGCGCGUGGUGAUGAAGCCACUGAUCAACAAGAUGCCCCUCGUUGGUGGGCUGCAGAUCUUCUUCCUCAACAAUCCCAACAUUGACUUCAAUCUCGUGGGCGUGGUGGAUCUGCUGGACAUGCCGGGACUCAAUGACAUGCUGCGGAGGAUCAUCAUUGAGCAAGUGGGCGCAAUUAUGGUGCUGCCGAACAAAUUGCCCAUCAAGCUCAGUGACGAAUUGCCAGCUGUGACACUCAAGAUGCCCGAGCCAGAGGGUGUUCUUCGUGUGCACGUGAUGGAGGCGAAGGAUCUGAUGAAGAAGGACAUUUCGGUGCUCGGCAAGGGAAAGUCCGAUCCGUAUGCCAUCGUGACUGUGGGCGCUCAGCAGUUCCGCACGCAGAUCAUCGAUAACAAUGUGAAUCCCAAGUGGGACUUCUGGUGUGAGGCCUGUAUUGAUGUGUCUCAUCACACAGUUUUUGGUGUGAAGCUUUUCGACUGGGACAGAACUGGCGAACACGAUCCACUAGGAAGAGCAACAGUUGAGAUCACCAGCGUGGUGAAGAAAGGACAAGUCGACACGUGGCUCACGCUGGAGAAUGCGAAGCAUGGAAUGGUUCAUCUGAGACUGGCUUGGAUGACACUCAGUACGGAUCGAAAUGACCUUUCGGCGGCUCUGGUUGAAACCCAGUUGCUGCGCGUGACGUCCAUGAGCACAGCUCUGCUGACAAUCUUCAUCGAUUCGGCCAAGAAUCUGCCACAGGCGCGUCCGCAGAGCAAGCCCGAUCCCUUCCUGAUGGUGAAUGUGGGCAAGAAGCAAGAGCAGACGGCGGCACAGAUGCGCACCGAUGCUCCGGUGUGGGAGCAGGGAUUCACCUUUCUGGUGAGCAAUCCGGAGAAUGACAGUGUUCAGCUGAGGAUCAUGGAUCAGAAGACGGAGAAGGAGUUGGGAAAACUCGCUUAUCCGCUGAGUUCUUUGCUGGCCAAGGCGAAUAUGGAUGUGAUUUCGGAGCCUUUCAAUCUGCAAAAAUCCGGUCCCAUUGCGAAGAUCAUCUUGUCCAUGUCGCUGAGGAUUCUCCGGAAUGCACCCAACACGGAGGACGAGGUGGAGUCCACGGGCAGUGAUGAUCUGUCGCACACAAACUCCGUGAAGAGUGCGCAAUUGUCGAAGCAAGACUCACGAUUGUCCGUGGGAACGAGUGGUGAUGCGCCAUCGUCGGUGCAAGAAGAGCCCUCCGCUGUGUCUUCCACAGCCACUGUGUCUUCCGCAACACCACCAGCCACUCCUGAGUACCGGGAGUCCACUCUGAUCCAUCGCACCGCCAGCACAACGUCUUCCGGCGGUGUCGCUGGGUUGGGACGCAUUCAGCUGACGCUGCGCUACAGCGUGACGCGCCAGAGAUUGAUUGUGAUUGUGCACAAGAUCAUGAACAUCCCACUCAAGGAUCCGUCCAACAUCCCCGAUCCCUACGUGAAGCUGUACCUUCUGCCCGGACGCUCGAAGGAGUCCAAGAGGAAGACAACUGUGGCCAAGGACAACUGCAAUCCAGUGUACGACGCCACGUUCGAGUACAUCAUCUCCACGGCGGAGCUGAUCGGGUCAGAGCUGGAAGUCACCGUGGCCACGCAGAAGGGCUUCCUCAGCGGCGGCAGUCCCGUGAUUGGACUCGUGCGCGUGCCGCUGAACGACAGCGAGAUUUCGCAGCAGGGAAGCACUUCGUGGCACGAUCUGCUGCCCGAGAACUACGAGUAGGGCAUUGUGUGCUUAAGCGAAAUGCUGCAUUUUGUGACGCUCUCAGAGAUCGUCACGAACAAGAGAGAUUAUUAUUGGAAAUCAGGAGCUUGUCAAAAUUAUUCAAUUAUAAACUGAUAUACUCGUGGGUAAAUUUUAUCAAUUUUAAAGAUACAUUUUUUCCAUAGGCUUUUUUUGUCCAAAAUUGUUGUUAAAUGUUUCCUUUUGGGAAGACGAAUUUAGCCAAAACGCCAAGAUUGCUUAGUAAAAUGUCAAAGAAUUUAUUGGUCUUGAAACAUUGAUAAAUGUUAUUAAAAAAAAAUUGUUAAAAUACGCAAUUAAAUUUAAUCAAAUCAAUUAUGUAAUUUUCCAUAAUUUCCAAAAUCAAAGAAAUGAUAUUGUAGCUUAAGAAAAUUGCACAUAACUUUCUUAUCACCGCACACAAUCUGGUUUCUUUUAUUGCACGCAAUGAGGAAGUGAUAUUUAAAAUUGGAUUUUACUUAUCUUCGAGUAUUUCCCCAUCCCAUGUUGUGUAAACAAAUUAAUAAGAUCUCUGUUGAGAAACUCUGUGUGCUUUAGAAGAGAGGAAUAGCCUACAAUCGUGUAUUGGGAAUCUAAUCAAAAGCUAAAAGUGUACCUACAAGUGCUACAGUAGAAAGUGUGAAAAAAGAAAUCUAGGGAACUUUGACAAUUUUUAUUUCAUUUUUGCUAUUUGUGUAUUUCUCUUAUAAAUACCAUAUAUUAUGUGAAUGCCAACUUCUCUCACUGUCCAUGUCAGAUUUAUAAGGAGAAUUAUAUUUUAUUUUACAGAAAGAUGAAGGAAAAAUUUAUAGCAUUUAGUGAAGAUGAAGAAGAAAAAAAAAAGUUUACACAAUUUAUUAUCAACAAGAGCACUUUGGAAUUUGUGACACAACCAUUUACAAAAUGGAUUACUAUUAUAUUUAAUGAUGAUGAAUAAUAUAUAAUUGUUACGUGCCUACAAAAAAAAUGUACUCAAUUAUUAUAAAGUUCGUGUUCAUAAGGAAAA
Phlebotomus argentipes is the source of this 3704-nucleotide messenger RNA. It is a transcript of the gene Esyt2, whose product is annotated as extended synaptotagmin-2. The coding region runs from base 257 to 2698 and encodes 813 amino acids. The transcript has 8 exons. Gene Ontology annotation, biological process: lipid transport. The record is from RefSeq and is a predicted model, not a curated record. Gene Ontology annotation, molecular function: lipid binding. Lineage: Eukaryota; Metazoa; Arthropoda; Insecta; Diptera; Psychodidae.